CAAAAGGUUACGAGUCUAAAAUUGUUAACUUCUUCGUUCAAAAGGUUACUUGACGUAGUGGGUUGAUAGAAACAUAUAGCUUGCAAAAAUAAACCAUUUUGAAAAUUCCAGUGCUGUCAACUCAGAAGUCACAGAAACAAAAUCAAGCCUGUGUUAUCAAGUGUAUAUGAUGUGAUAUGGACAUGAAUACUUACUUGUGGUACUGCUAUUACGUACAGGUGCAGCCCGCAGGGUAAGCGUAUAAGCAGUUCCCGUUUAGCUGCACUACAGGAUGUGUUCAUCCUGUGCUGGAAGGCUGCACCUAGGUAGUGCAAGUGAGAAUUGGUAUUGAGCGAUUCUUCCAUGCCCCCGGUUGCGAUGUGAACACGGAGCUCUGUACGGAAACAUUAAAAGCUCCAGUAAAGUCCUUGUUGUCGAUUGAGUUCCGAGCGAGCUGAAAAACUCGUUACAACACACUUCCAUCGUGUUUUAAUUGCUCAUGAUAAUCGUGGUAAUGAUAUGAUACAGUGUUCACGGAUUAAAAUUUCUGGCGACUGAAAAAGUAACGGUUCCGUAUAAACGUUCGCGAAAUUCACUCAAUACAACAAACAGUAUUUUGCACAACUCAGCGAUGUCUACAAAGAGCAGCUUGAAUGUUCAGGACGAUUAUGACGAUCUCUAUGAAGGCUACGAAGACGCAUCGUUGUUCAGCACGGAAAAGGAUUUGUUGGAGGAUGCCGUUUUACAACGAUCCAUUCAGAGCAGCUAUGGUGAACGACGGAAAAGUGGAUCUGCAAUGCCCAGUAGAACUGCGACUGCUUCGGGGUCUCGUCUAGGAGUUCAGACGGGCAGGACUAUUGCUCGCCCUACCAGCACCGCUCGUCUGUCCGCCGGAAGUCGUAAUGAUUUUCGACCAGCUUCUUCCAUUCGAGGUGUUGGAUACUCUGCAAAAAGUAAUCGAAGCAGUGCCAGUUCCGGCAUGGGAAGUCCAAGCGGACGGCACUCAUCGGCAACCCCGAUCCUCGUGCCUCCGUUGGAUCCCGCUGACGAUGAUAUUCCAUCCAAAAGCGCACUGAGUCGGUUUCGACGCUUGGAACAAGACAUCCGUUCCCUUCUUGACGAAGCUGUUCUGUUGGCUGCCAGAAACCUGUAUCCACAGGCUCUGGAAAAGAUGAAGCAAAUGGACAAACUUCGCCGCAGUUUACAGGAUCUCCCUGAGUGGAAUCCGAAGGAUAAAAAUGCUUUGAUAAACCCGCUGUUGUUCAAGAUAAACUGGUACUACGCGGAAAUUUUGGCUAUGAAUCACAAGUUCAACGAAGCAAUCAAGAUUUACACGGAACUGUACACUUCUACAUCAAAGGAUGAACAAACAUUUGUGUUGUCCCGAAUUGCACUUAUACAUCGCCGACGGGGAGAAUACGAGCAAGCGCUUCACAUAAUUCAUAAACUGCUGGAUGACCUUUCCGGCGACGGAAAUGCCGACAAAAUCGAGAUGUUGCACCAGGCCGCUUCUUGUUACGCCUUGAUGAACCGUUGGGACACCGCGUACAAAUACUGUCAAAUGAUCCUCCAAGAUGCCGACAGCCCGAAAGCAGCGUUCAACAGCCUGGUCUGCCUAGUGGCCACCAAGGCCGAAGCGAAGAAAAUUGAAAACGCCUUUGUACGUUUGGUCGAAAUUCGGCCCAAAGAACUCGAUCGGACUCCGACAAGUAUUCCCGACGAGUAUCGUGAAAUCAUCGAGAAUGAUUCGUUGCGAGUGUGGGAAAACACAUACAAAGCACAGUGUGAAAAAUACAUACGAACCGCGGCGCAGUUAGUGGCUAAUCUGGACGAAGAUGUUGUUGCAGGAUACGAAUGGUGCAUUUCUCAAGUUAAAUCUUCAGCGUGGCCCGAUUUAAUCGUUGCACUGGAGAUGGCCAAAGCUUGGACAUACAUGAAGCAGAAUCAGUUCAAUAAGACGAUUGAAAUUCUGACGUCCCAGAAUAACAAUUUCGAAGACAACCGCCUGUUGUCGCAGUCGUGCACUGUGCUGACGUUUCUCCAUUUUAACCUGGACGAUAUGAAACAAGCGAAUGAAUAUGCGCUAAAAGCGUAUCAAGCAGAUAAAUUCAAUGUCAAAGCAUGCACUAAUAUGGGCUGUAUGGAAUAUGCCAACGGAGAUUUUACGGCCGCACUGCAGUACUUUCAAGAAGCUUUAGUCUUAACUUCAUCGGAUUUCUGGGCGUCGUAUUAUGCCGGACUCACUCUCAGCGCCCUCGGAAGUCAUCAGGACGCGCUGGCGGUUUUUUUGAAACUGAACGCAGCCCAUCGACAGCGUCCCACUGUGCUGUACCAGAUCUCUCAGCAGUACGAAUUACUGGAUGAACCUGUGGAGGCUUUCAACUGGUUGCAGCAGGUCUUCACGCUGCAUCCACACGAGCCCUUUGUGCUGGAGCAUUUGGGCGCUCUGGCCGAUAAACUCGGGGAUAAGGGCGCGGCCUUGUGGUACUAUAACGAGUCGUACCGCAUCUACCCGGCUAACUUCAGUGUCCUUAACUGGCUUGGACGCUUUUUUGUAGCCAGUCAGUUUCCGGAGAAGGCCAUUAAAUUUUUUGAACUAGCUGAAAAAUUAGACUCCAGUGUUCCGAAGUGGUCACUAUUGGUUGCCGGUGCUAUGCGGCGUGCCGGUCACCUUACGGAUGCUUACAACAAAUAUGUGGAAAUACAUGAAGCAUUUGCCGACGAUAUGGAUUGCCUAAAGAUUUUGAUCAGGAUUUGUCAGGAGACGCACGCGCCGUCCAGUGAAAUUCAGAAAUAUCAGAAGGAGUUGGAUCUCUUGCGGCGAACGCGUCCCGCGGAAGUGGCGUCCUCCAGUCGCGCGCAGACCGCGAUGAGAGGCGCGGCGUUGACAGACACUGUCGGCAUCAUCUCCGAGCGUCUGUCCACAGCUCGUAAAUCGCCACUGCCGCAGUCACCAGCAGCCACUCCCGCCGGCAGUGCCAUCUCACUGGGGCGUGUCGGCAGUGUCACAGCUGGUCUCGCGUUGGAUGCCGACGAUCUUGAGCAGUUCAUGCUUGUAGACGUCCGACCAGGAACGGCCAAGCGACUGCCGUCUCGAGCCGGGCCACCGGUAGCCACUGACGAGACCGACUUAAACGUAGACGACAUUCUCCCUGGACUCAAACGAUAGCACCGGAAGUAAAUUUCCUCCAUGAUUUUUUAUGUUGAUUCCUUAUAUUUUCAUCAUCUGCUGUUGUGUACAGUGUUGCGCACUUUUUUGCUAUAAUACGGACUAACGGAGUAUAUUCUAAGGUUGUGGCCAGAUAUUGACGGGUUAUUUUGGACGCAUCUCUAACUGACAUAAAUCGCUGUCAGAUUAUCAUAAAAAUUA
Messenger RNA from Paramacrobiotus metropolitanus, 3349 nucleotides. RefSeq names its product intraflagellar transport protein 88 homolog. Lineage: Eukaryota; Metazoa; Tardigrada; Eutardigrada; Parachela; Macrobiotidae. Gene Ontology annotation, biological process: non-motile cilium assembly; intraciliary transport. Gene Ontology annotation, cellular component: centriole; ciliary basal body; non-motile cilium. The transcript is spliced from 21 exons. Gene Ontology annotation, molecular function: kinesin binding. Bases 611 to 3148 code for a protein of 845 amino acids. The record is from RefSeq and is a predicted model, not a curated record.